UGAAAGGGUGCCCAUGUGCUGAGCUGUGCGGCCGCGCACGCCGGGAGAUCUGCCAAAUGGCAUCGCGGGCAAUUACAUAAACUGCCUCAGUGAUUACCGGGAACCGUGAUGCGAGCCCCCUGUUCGCGAAAGACAAGCCCGAAAGUUUGCCUGCUUGAGGAAUGCCCUGAAGUCAGUUUCUACGGUGAGCACUCAGAGGUGAUUACGACUAAGCAGUCUGGAGUAUUGGGGAGAACAUCAGCUUUGGAGCCCGAAAGAACUGGGUCAGACCCUGACCCUCACCUCCUGGCUGUGUGACCUUGGGCGACCCUUCUGGGCCUCAGAGCCUUCAUCUGUAAAAUCGGGAAAGCAGCAGAGCCCAUCUCAUAUCACACGGCUGUGAGGAUUAAGUGUUCAUUCAGGAGGACACCUGGCACACACAGAUGGAAAAACUGAGAAUCAGAGAGGGCUAGUGAUCUCUCGGACACUUGGUCAGUAGAAGGGAUCCCAUCUCGUCCUCCAGGAUCCGAUGGCCCUGGAGAGAGGACUGCAGGGCACACGGACACUGCUGACUCUUCAGAACGUGCUGACAUGCAGCCAGGUAGACUGAAAUUACCAUGUGUCCAAAUUAAAAUUGCAUACUUCAAGGAUUAUUUGAAGGAUUAUUCUUAGACCCUUUUAAGAAGAUUUAAAGAAAAACCACUCGGCCCUGAGUGCGGCAAGGACCCUGUUUGUGGAUGUGGAGGAGCGCCGGCCGGAGGCCAUGGACGUAAAGGAGAGGAAGCCGUACCGCUCGCUGACCCGGCGCCGCGACGCCGAGCGCCGCUACACCAGCUCGUCCGCCGACAGCGAGGAGGGCAAGGCCCCGCAGAAAUCCUACAGCUCCAGCGAGACCCUCAAGGCCUACGACCAGGACGCCCGCCUCGCCUACGGCAGCCGCGUCAAGGACAUGGUGCCGCAGGAGGCCGAGGAGUUCUGCCGCGCAGGCACCAACUUCACCCUGCGUGAGCUGGGCCUGGGGGAGGUGACGCCCCCGCACGGGACCCUGUACCGGACAGACAUCGGCCUCCCCCACUGUGGCUACUCCAUGGGGGCCAGCUCCGAGGCCGACCUGGAGGCCGACCCUGUGCUGUCCCCCGAGCACCCCGUGCAGCUGUGGGCCCGCGGCACGCGGUCGGGGCGCAGCUCCUGCCUGUCCAGCCGGGCCAACUCCAACCUCACGCUCACCGACACGGAGCACGAGAACGCGGAGACCGGUGCUCCCUUGCAUUGUUCAUCCGCUUCAUCAACCCCUAUUGAGCAGUCCCCCUCCCCGCCCCCUUCCCCUCCGGCCAAUGAGAGCCAGAGGCGGUUGCUAGGCAACGGUGUGGCCCAGCCAACCCCGGACUCAGACUCUGAGGAAGAGUUUGUCCCUAAUUCAUUCUUAGUUAAAAGUGGCUCCGCCAGCCUGGGGGUCGCGGCAAACGAUCCCCCGGGCGGCCUGCAGAACCACUCUCGGCUCCGGACACCGCCGCUGCCGCUCUCGCACGCCCACACCCCUAACCAGCACCACGCGGCCUCCAUUAGCUCCCUGAACCGGGGCAACUUCACUCCGAGGAGCAACCCAAGCCCGGCCCCCACGGAUCACUCGCUCUCCGGAGAGCCCGCGGCCGGGGGCGCGCAGGAGCCGGCCCACGCCCAGGACAACUGGCUGCUCAACAGCAACAUCCCGCUGGAGACCAGAAACCUAGGCAAGCAGCCAUUCCUAGGGACAUUGCAGGACAGCCUCAUUGAGAUGGACAUUCUCAGCGCCUCCCGCCGUGAUGGGUCUUACAGUGAUGGGCACUUCCUCUUCAAGCCGGGAGGCACCUCCCCGCUCUUCUGCACCACAUCGCCGGGGUACCCUCUGACGUCCAGCACCGUGUACUCACCUCCGCCCCGACCCCUGCCCCGUAGCACCUUCUCCCGUCCGGCCUUCAACCUCAAGAAGCCCUCCAAGUACUGUAAUUGGAAGUGCGCGGCCCUGAGCGCCAUUGCCAUCUCAGCCACGCUGGUCAUCCUGCUGGCGUACUUUGUGGCCAUGCACCUGUUUGGCCUAAACUGGCACCUGCAGCCGAUGGAGGGGCAGAUGUAUGAGAUCACGGAGGACACAGCCAGCAGUUGGCCUGUGCCAACGGACGUCUCCCUGUAUCCCUCAGGGGGCACUGGGUUAGAGAUCCCUGACAGGAAAGGCAAAGGAGCCACGGAAGGAAAGCCCAGUAGUUUCUUUCCCGAGGACAGUUUUAUAGACUCUGGAGAAAUCGACGUGGGGAGACGGGCUUCCCAGAAGAUUCCUCCUGGCACUUUCUGGAGAUCUCAGGUGUUCAUAGACCAUCCUAUGCAUCUGAAAUUCAAUGUGUCUCUGGGAAAGGCGGCUCUGGUCGGCAUUUAUGGCAGAAAAGGCCUUCCUCCUUCACACACACAGUUUGACUUUGUGGAGCUGCUGGAUGGAAGGAGGCUCUUGACCCAGGAAGCACGGAGCCUGGAGGGACCCCAGCGCCAGUCUCGGGGAGCUGUCCCCCCUUCUAGCCAUGAGACGGGCUUCAUCCAGUAUUUGGAUUCAGGAAUCUGGCACCUGGCUUUUUAUAAUGAUGGGAAGGAGUCUGAAGUGGUUUCCUUUCUCACCACUGCCAUUGAAUCUGUGGAUAACUGCCCCAGCAACUGCUAUGGCAAUGGCGACUGCAUCUCUGGGACCUGCCAUUGCUUUCUGGGCUUCCUGGGCCCUGACUGCGGUCGAGCCUCCUGCCCAGUGCUCUGCAGUGGGAACGGCCAGUACAUGAAGGGCAGGUGCCUGUGCCACAGCGGCUGGAAGGGCGCCGAGUGCGACGUGCCCACCAACCAGUGCAUCGACGUGGCCUGCAGUAACCACGGCACCUGCAUCAUGGGCACCUGCAUCUGCAACCCCGGCUACAAGGGCGAGAACUGCGAGGAAGUGGACUGCGUGGACCCCACGUGUUCGGGCCGGGGGGUCUGCGUGAGAGGCGAGUGCCACUGCUCUGUAGGCUGGGGAGGCACCAACUGUGAGACGCCCAGGGCCACGUGCUUGGACCAGUGUUCGGGCCACGGAACCUUCCUCCCAGACACCGGGCUUUGCAGCUGUGACCCAAACUGGACUGGACACGACUGUUCUGUCGAGAUCUGUGCUGCCGAGUGUGGUGGCCACGGCGUCUGCGUGGGGGGCACCUGCCGCUGCGAGGACGGCUGGAUGGGGGCGGCCUGCGACCAGCGCGCCUGCCACCCGCGCUGCGCCGAGCACGGGACCUGCCGGGACGGCAAGUGCGAGUGCAGCCCGGGCUGGAACGGCGAGCACUGCACCAUCGAGGGUUGCCCUGGCUUGUGCAAUGGCAACGGCAGAUGCACCUUGGACCUGAAUGGGUGGCACUGCGUCUGCCAGCUGGGCUGGAGAGGAGCUGGCUGUGACACGUCCAUGGAAACCGCCUGUGGCGACAGCAAAGACAACGAUGGAGAUGGCUUGGUGGACUGCAUGGACCCCGACUGCUGCCUCCAGCCCCUCUGUCACGUCAGCCCGCUGUGCCUGGGCUCCCCAGACCCUCUGGACAUCAUCCAGGAGACACAGGCCCCUGUGUCCCAGCAGAACCUGCACUCCUUCUACGACCGAAUCAAGUUCCUCGUGGGCAGGGACAGCACACACAUCAUCCCCGGGGAGAACCCCUUUGACGGAGGGCAUGCAUGUGUCAUUCGUGGUCAAGUAAUGACAUCAGAUGGGACCCCGCUGGUUGGUGUGAACAUCAGUUUCGUCAAUAACCCUCUCUUUGGAUACACGAUCAGCAGGCAAGAUGGCAGCUUUGACUUGGUCACAAAUGGCGGCAUCUCCAUCAUCCUGCGGUUCGAGCGGGCCCCCUUCAUCACACAGGAGCACACCCUCUGGCUGCCUUGGGAUCGCUUCUUUGUCAUGGAAACCAUCAUCAUGCGGCACGAGGAGAAUGAGAUUCCCAGCUGUGACCUGAGCAACUUCGCCCGCCCCAACCCUGUCCUGUCUCCUUCCCCACUGACGUCCUUCGCCAGCUCCUGUGCAGAGAAAGGCCCCAUCGUUCCGGAAAUUCAGGCUUUGCAGGAGGAAAUCGCCAUCUCUGGCUGCAAGAUGAGGCUGAGCUACCUGAGCAGCCGCACCCCUGGCUACAAAUCUGUCCUGAGGAUCAGCCUCACCCACCCCACCAUCCCCUUCAACCUCAUGAAGGUCCACCUCAUGGUGGCGGUUGAGGGCCACCUCUUCAGGAAGUGGUUUGCUGCAGCCCCAGACUUGUCCUAUUAUUUCAUCUGGGACAAGACAGACGUCUACAACCAGAAGGUGUUUGGGCUCUCGGAAGCCUUCGUUUCUGUGGGUUAUGAGUAUGAAUCCUGCCCAGAUCUGAUCCUGUGGGAAAAAAGAACAGCAGUGCUACAGGGCUAUGAAAUCGAUGCUUCCAAGCUGGGAGGAUGGAGCCUGGACAAACAUCAUGCCCUCAACAUCCAAAGUGGCAUCUUGCACAAAGGGAACGGGGAGAACCAGUUUGUGUCUCAGCAGCCGCCUGUCAUCGGGAGCGUCAUGGGCAACGGGCGCCGGAGAAGCAUCUCCUGCCCCAGCUGCAACGGCCUUGCUGACGGCAACAAGCUCCUGGCCCCCGUGGCCCUCACGUGCGGCUCCGACGGGAGCCUCUACGUGGGAGAUUUCAACUACAUCCGAAGGAUCUUCCCCUCCGGGAACGUCACCAACAUCCUGGAGUUGAGUCACACUCCGGCGCACAAAUACUACCUGACCGCAGACCCCACGAGCGGGGCUGUCUUCCUUUCGGACACCAACAGCCGGCGGGUCUUCAAGAUCAAGUCCACCGUGGUGGUGAAGGACCUCGUCAAGAACUCCGAGGUGGUGGCAGGGACAGGUGACCAGUGCCUCCCCUUUGAUGACACUCGCUGUGGGGAUGGUGGAAAAGCCACGGAAGCCACACUGACCAACCCCAGGGGCAUCACGGUGGACAAGUCCGGGCUGAUCUACUUCGUGGACGGCACCAUGAUCAGACGCAUUGAUCAGAAUGGGAUCAUCUCCACUCUGCUGGGCUCCAACGAUCUUACCUCAGCCCGGCCCCUGAGCUGCGAUUCUGUCAUGGAUAUUUCUCAGGUUCGCCUGGAGUGGCCUACAGACUUAGCCACCAACCCGAUGGACAACUCCCUCUAUGUCCUGGACAACAACGUAGUCCUGCAGAUCUCUGAAAACCACCAGGUUCGCAUUGUCGCCGGGAGGCCCAUGCACUGCCAGGUGCCCGGCAUCGACCACUUCCUGCUGAGCAAGGUGGCCAUCCACGCAACCCUGGAGUCGGCCACUGCCUUGGCUGUCUCUCACAACGGGGUCCUGUAUAUCACUGAGACCGACGAGAAGAAGAUCAACCGCAUCAGGCAGGUCACCACUAGCGGAGAGAUCUCACUGGUUGCCGGGGCCCCCAGUGGCUGCGACUGUAAAAAUGAUGCCAACUGUGAUUGUUUCUCUGGAGACGAUGGCUAUGCCAAGGAUGCAAAGCUGAACACCCCAUCUUCCUUGGCUGUGUGUGCUGACGGGGAGCUCUAUGUGGCUGACCUUGGGAAUAUCCGAAUCCGGUUUAUCAGGAAGAACAAGCCUUUCCUCAACACCCAGAACAUGUAUGAGCUGUCCUCCCCAAUCGACCAGGAGCUCUACCUGUUUGAUACCAGUGGCAAGCAUCUGUACACCCAAAGCCUACCCACAGGAGAUUACCUGUACAACUUCACCUACACUGGGGAUGGCGACAUCACGCUCAUCACAGACAACAACGGCAACAUGGUGAACGUCCGCAGAGACUCUACAGGGAUGCCCCUCUGGCUGGUGGUCCCAGAUGGCCAGGUGUACUGGGUGACCAUGGGCACCAACAGUGCACUCAAGAGCGUGACCACACAAGGACACGAGUUGGCCAUGAUGACGUACCACAGCAACUCUGGCCUUCUGGCAACCAAAAGCAAUGAAAAUGGAUGGACGACGUUUUAUGAGUACGACAGCUUUGGGCGCCUGACCAAUGUGACCUUCCCUACUGGCCAGGUGAGCAGUUUCCAAAGUGAUACAGACAGCUCAGUGCAUGUCCAGGUAGAGACGUCCAGCAAGGAUGAUGUCACCAUAACCACCAACCUGUCUGCCUCAGGUGCCUUCUAUACACUGCUGCAAGACCAGGUCCGGAACAGCUACUACAUCGGGGCCGACGGCUCCCUGCGGCUGCUGUUGGCCAACGGCAUGGAGGUGGCCCUGCAGACGGAGCCCCACCUGCUGGCCGGGACCGUCAACCCCACCGUGGGCAAGCGGAACGUCACGCUGCCCAUCGACAACGGCCUCAACCUGGUGGAGUGGCGGCAGCGCAGGGAGCAGGCUCGCGGCCAGGUCACCGUCUUCGGGCGCCGGCUUCGGGUUCACAACCGGAACCUCCUGUCUCUGGACUUUGACCGUGUGACACGCACAGAGAAGAUCUAUGACGACCACCGCAAGUUCACCCUCCGCAUCCUGUACGACCAGGCGGGGCGGCCCAGCCUCUGGUCACCUAGCAGCAGGCUGAACGGUGUCAACGUGACCUACUCCCCAGGGGGCCACAUUGCUGGCGUCCAGAGGGGCAUCAUGUCUGAGAGGAUGGAAUACGAUCAGGCGGGUCGCAUCACAUCUAGGAUCUUUGCUGAUGGGAAGACCUGGAGCUACACGUACUUAGAGAAGUCUAUGGUGCUGCUCCUCCACAGCCAGAGGCAGUACAUCUUUGAGUUUGACAAGAACGACCGCCUCUCUUCUGUGACCAUGCCCAACGUGGCCCGGCAGACGCUGGAGACCAUCCGCUCAGUGGGUUACUACAGGAACAUCUACCAGCCCCCCGAGGGCAACGCCUCAGUCAUCCAGGACUUCACGGAGGACGGCCACCUCCUCCACACCUUCUACCUGGGCACCGGCCGCAGGGUGAUAUACAAGUAUGGCAAGCUGUCCAAGCUAGCCGAGAUGCUAUACGACACCACCAAGGUGAGCUUCACCUACGACGAGACCGCCGGCAUGCUGAAGACCAUCAACCUACAGAACGAGGGCUUCACCUGCACCAUCCGCUACCGUCAAAUCGGGCCCCUGAUCGACCGCCAGAUUUUUCGCUUCACCGAGGAAGGCAUGGUCAACGCCCGCUUUGACUACAACUAUGACAACAGCUUCCGGGUGACCAGCAUGCAGGCCGUGAUCAAUGAGACCCCGCUGCCCAUCGACCUCUAUCGCUAUGACGAUGUGUCGGGCAAGACGGAGCAGUUCGGGAAAUUUGGCGUCAUCUACUACGACAUUAACCAGAUCAUCACCACGGCGGUCAUGACCCACACCAAGCACUUUGACGCAUAUGGCCGGAUGAAGGAAGUGCAAUACGAGAUCUUCCGCUCGCUCAUGUACUGGAUGACCGUCCAGUAUGAUAACAUGGGGCGAGUCGUUAAGAAGGAGCUGAAGGUGGGACCCUAUGCCAACACCACCCGCUACUCCUAUGAGUAUGAUGCCGACGGCCAGCUGCAGACGGUCUCCAUCAAUGACAAACCACUCUGGCGAUACAGCUAUGACCUCAAUGGGAACCUGCACUUACUGAGCCCCGGGAACAGUGCACGGCUCACCCCACUACGGUAUGACCUCCGUGACCGCAUCACCAGGCUAGGUGACGUGCAAUACAAGAUGGACGAGGACGGUUUCCUGAGGCAGAGGGGCAGUGAUGUCUUUGAGUACAACUCAGCGGGCCUGCUCAUCAAGGCCUACAACCGAGGUGGUGGCUGGAGCGUCAGGUACCGUUACGAUGGCCUGGGGCGGCGGGUGUCCAGCAAGAGCAGCCAGAGCCACCACCUGCAGUUCUUCUAUGCAGACCUGACCAGUCCUACCAAGGUCACCCACCUGUACAACCACUCCAGCUCUGAGAUCACAUCCCUCUACUACGACCUGCAAGGACACCUCUUUGCCAUGGAGCUGAGCAGCGGAGAUGAGUUCUACAUAGCCUGUGACAACAUCGGGACCCCUCUUGCUGUCUUCAGUGGAACGGGCUUAAUGAUCAAGCAGAUCCUGUACACGGCCUACGGGGAGAUCUACAUGGACACCAACCCCAACUUCCAGAUCAUCAUUGGCUACCACGGUGGCCUCUACGAUCCGCUCACCAAGCUCGUCCACAUGGGCCGGCGAGAUUACGACGUGCUGGCUGGUCGCUGGACUAGCCCAGACCACGAGUUGUGGAAGCAGCUUAGUAGCAGCAAUAUCAUGCCUUUUAAUCUCUAUAUGUUUAAAAACAACAACCCCAUCAGUAACUCUCAGGACAUCAAGUGCUUCAUGACAGAUGUCAACAGCUGGCUCCUCACCUUCGGAUUCCAGCUUCACAAUGUGAUUCCCGGCUAUCCCAAGCCAGACAUGGAUGCCAUGGAACCAUCCUACGAGCUCAUCCACACACAGAUGAAAACUCAGGAGUGGGACAACAGCAAGUCUAUUCUCGGGGUACAGUGUGAAGUGCAGAAGCAGCUCAAGGCCUUCGUCACCCUGGAACGUUUUGAUCAGCUCUACGGCUCCACAAUCACCAGCUGCCAGCAGGCCCCAGAGACAAAGAAGUUUGCAUCCAGUGGCUCAGUCUUUGGCAAAGGGGUCAAGUUCGCCUUGAAGGAUGGCCGAGUGACCACAGACAUCAUCAGUGUGGCCAACGAGGACGGGCGGAGGGUUGCUGCCAUCUUGAACAAUGCCCACUACCUAGAGAACAUGCAUUUCACCAUUGACGGGGUGGACACCCACUACUUCGUGAAACCAGGACCUUCGGAAGGCGACCUGGCCAUCCUGGGCCUCAGCGGGGGGCGGCGAACCCUGGAGAACGGGGUCAACGUCACUGUGUCCCAGAUCAACACGGUGCUCAGUGGCAGGACUAGACGCUACACAGACAUCCAGCUCCAGUACGGGGCACUGUGCUUGAACACCCGCUACGGGACAACACCGGACGAGGAGAAGGCACGGGUGCUGGAGCUGGCCCGGCAGAGAGCCGUGCGCCAGGCCUGGGCCCGCGAGCAGCAGCGACUUCGGGAAGGGGAGGAAGGCCUGCGGGCCUGGACAGAGGGCGAGAAGCAGCAGGCGCUGAGCACGGGGCGGGUUCAAGGCUACGAUGGCUUCUUUGUGAUCUCGGUCGAGCAGUACCCGGAACUGUCAGACAGCGCCAGCAACAUCCACUUCAUGAGACAGAGUGAGAUGGGCCGAAGGUGACAGAGAGGACCGUGGCCGGGACUUCUUGCCAAAGACAGCUACUCUUUUGUGGCCGCGUACCUGACUGUGUUGUACUUAAAAAAAAAAGAAUCCUUUUUUUAACAAGUGCAGAAAGCAAACAAACAAAAAAGAUACUGGGUUGCAUUGUAAUUCAUGCAACAUCCUUUUUUUUUUAAGAAAAGAAAAACACAAAUUUGGCCUUCACACAUUUUUUGCAAAGAACAGAAGGUAUUUUUUUUCCGUAGUGUGAUCACAAUGAAAACUUGCUUGUCUUUUGUU
Balaenoptera acutorostrata (minke whale) is the source of this 9493-nucleotide messenger RNA. RefSeq names its product teneurin transmembrane protein 4 (gene TENM4). The transcript is spliced from 34 exons. The record is from RefSeq and is a predicted model, not a curated record. Gene Ontology annotation, molecular function: protein homodimerization activity; cell adhesion molecule binding; protein heterodimerization activity. The coding region runs from base 743 to 9214 and encodes 2823 amino acids. Gene Ontology annotation, cellular component: membrane; neuron projection. Lineage: Eukaryota; Metazoa; Chordata; Mammalia; Artiodactyla; Balaenopteridae. Gene Ontology annotation, biological process: neuron development; heterophilic cell-cell adhesion; signal transduction.